AUGCCCUACCAGCGCGAGGCCGACCCCGACGCCAACCAGCAGGCUCAGCCCUAUGACCCCUGUCACCCCAGCCAGCAGGGCCAGCAGCCGCAGCCCCCGACGCGCCGCAGCAGCCAGAGCUCGCAGAGCUUGCUCGAACGGUACUCGUCUCACGGGUCGCAAGAGGGCAAGGAGGAAAAGUCGCCUUACUCGGGGCCUGGUCCUAGCGUGGCCGACAUCGAGGGUGCCGGACAGGCCGGAGGCGCUGGUGUCAUGCAGCCGCACAUCCAGUUCAUGUGCGGCCCCCUCCUCAACUACUACUCGGUCGUGAACGGCGUCUGGCACGGCGCUGCUCUCGUCGUCACCGCGGACAAGGGCUCGAUCCUCAACCCCCCACCAUACCUCACCAUUUCGCUCGGCGGCGCCUCGGAGAAGAUUGGCGGGCAGUGCAUCCUGACGUAUAAUGAUGUGACGCAAGGGCCCUGCUCGUUCUGGCGCUUCAUGAUCCAGAUCCCGCUGCAGGACCACGAGGCCAAGGUCUACUACUCGAUCAAUGGCGGCGGCGAGCUGUCCUUCUUCGUCCCUGCCCGUGGCCAAAACAUGCGCUGGGUCGCGCAUUCGUGCAAUGGCUUCUCGGGCGGCGUCAAUCAGGAGGAGUUCAAGGGCAAGUAUGACACCGGCUUCUCGCCCCUCUGGGAGGAUGUUCUCGUCAAGCACUCAGAGCAGCCGUAUCACUGCAUGGUCGGCGGCGGUGACCAGCUCUACUGCGACGCGAUUACGAAGGAGAAGGAGUUGCAGUCGUGGAUCAACGCCAAGAGCCGCAAGGACAAGGUUAACCACGCCCUCACGGACGACAUGAAGAUUGCCAUCGACCGCUUCUAUUUCAACCACUACUGCAAGUCGUUCCGCAGCAGCGCGUUUGCGAAGGCCAACUCGACGAUCCCCAUGGUCAACAUGCUUGACGAUCACGACCUGAUCGACGGCUUCGGCACGUAUGACGACGAGACGAUGGCCAGCCCCGUCUUCUCCUACAUUGGCACACGCGGCUACUUUUGGUUCCUCGCGUUCCAGCUGUUCACGGUCGACGCGAUCGACGGACAGGGCGACGGCCCCGCCAACCACCCGAUCCCGUCCAUGCUCAUUGGCGAGGUUGGCCCGUGGCUCCAGGGCAAGCGCUCGCACUCGCUCAUCACGUACCUCGGCCCCAAGGUGGCAAUGCUGCUCCUCGACUGCCGCGCGGAGCGCCGCCUCACGCAGAUUGUGUCGCCCAAGACGUACCAAAAGGCGUUUAACGCCAUUGCCCAGCUCCCGCAGAGCGUUGAGCAGGUUGUCAUCCAGCUCGGCGUGCCGAUUGCGUACCCGCGCAUGUCCUUCCUCGAGCAUUUCCUCGAGUACAAGUGGAAUCCGAUUACCAUGCUCGCGCGCCGCAACGCGCUUGGCCUCGGUAGCUUUGUCAACAAGUUUGACCAGAGCGCCGAGCUGCUCGACGACCUGAACGACCACUGGUGUGCCAACACGCACAAGAAGGAGCGCAACUGGCUCGUGCUGGAAAUGCAGCGUAUCGCGCGCACGCAAAACGUCCGCAUCACCUUCCUCUCUGGCGACGUGCAUCUCGCGGCUGUCGGCAAGCUCUUCACGCACAAGCGCAAGCUCCGCACCCCCGUCACGCCCGAGCAGGACCACCGCUACAUGCUCAAUGUCAUCUCUUCGGCCAUUGUCAACACGCCGCCGCCGGCGGGCGCCGCCAAGAUGGUCUCUAUUCUGGCCGGCCACAAGCACCGCACGCUGCACCGCAAGAAGACGGACGAGACGAUGCUGCCCAUCUUCAACAAGGACACGGACGGCUCGACGCUGAAGCGCCCCUUCAUCCUUGCGCGCCGCAAUUACGCGAGCAUCGACUAUCUCGACAAUGGCGCCUUGCGCUUUGACAUUCGCGUUGAGCGCGAGCAGGGCGCGGGCGAGACGGUUAGCUACCCCUGCGAGUCGCCCCCGCCGCGCUACCUCGCAAACAAGAGCGUCACCUCCACGAGCACGAGCCCCGUCACGCCGACGACUGGUCGGUUCGCUAACAAUGACGACAUUAGCGUCGUGUCCGGUGCGCCCCAGAGCUUUGCGCCCUCCACAAAUGGCGGCAGCGCGACCAACCUCGCGGGUCUCGCGCAGGCGCAGCGCCGCGAGCAGGAGAAGUACAGCAGCGCGCAUGCUCAUGCGCAAAAGGUUGACGAGGCCUUUGGCCGCGGUGCCGAGCCCAAGCCUGUCAAUCCACACAACCCUGCCGAGCAGGCCUACGAGCACGCUCAGCCCGGCCAGUCGAACCAGCAGUUUGCCCAGCAGCAGCAGGGACAGUAUCGGCAGCCUGCCCAGCAGCAGCAAUACCAGCAGCCCGGACAAUACGAGCAGCAGCAGUACGCGCAGCAGUCUGGCGUUCCUGCCGGACAGCCGCAGCAAUACCAGCAGUCGUCGUAUCAGUCUGCUGGAGCAUACGGACAAGACUCGUACGCGCAACAGGGCACUCACGCGCAGGGCUACUCCCAGAACCAGAGCUACGCGCAGCCGGCGCAGUACGCUCAGCCCGGCGCGCAGAUGCAAAACGUGGGCGCCCUCAACCACGCUGCUCAGGGCAAGUACUAA
This is a messenger RNA of Trichosporon asahii var. asahii CBS 2479, 2610 nucleotides long. RefSeq lists its product as uncharacterized. The transcript is spliced from 2 exons. The record is from RefSeq and is a predicted model, not a curated record. Bases 1 to 2610 code for a protein of 869 amino acids. NCBI's taxonomy places the organism in Eukaryota, Fungi, Basidiomycota, Tremellomycetes, Trichosporonales, Trichosporonaceae. Gene Ontology annotation, cellular component: membrane.